Penicillium roqueforti is the source of this 1041-nucleotide messenger RNA. Its product is annotated as C40 family peptidase. Bases 1 to 1041 code for a protein of 346 amino acids. NCBI's taxonomy places the organism in Eukaryota, Fungi, Ascomycota, Eurotiomycetes, Eurotiales, Aspergillaceae. The transcript has a single exon. The record is from RefSeq and is a predicted model, not a curated record.
AUGAUUUCACUUCUUGCAAAACAAGUCACCCUGGCACUGGUCUGGGGUGCUGCCAACGCCCUUCCAAGCUCCAAUGCAAGCCCUAUUCUCGACACCCGCUCCGUGCAGCCUGCCUACGUAAGUGUGGCAGUGACAACAUUGUGGACCGACCCCAGCAAGCCGCGCGCAAUCGAUGAGCCGGCACUGACAAACCCGGUGCAAAUGGACAAAUGGCUUUCUAUGAACGUGUCCGACUACAGCGACCUCACCACUAAUAGCCGGACUCAGACGCAAGCGCUUUUUGGUGCACGAGUGGACAUCAUCGGCCAUGAGAAUGGUUGGUACGAGGUGGCCCUCCCCGGACAGGCGACCCCAAAGAACGCCCUGGGAUAUCCCGGCUGGGUCCCUGCUGCGCAGGUAUCGUUUGACCAGGAAUACGGACGACUGCUCUCAGAAAAGCCCUUCGCGAAAGUCGAAAAGGCUGCCACGGUUCCGCUCUACCGCGAUCAUAGCCUGAAGUCGAAGCUAAUGGAAGUCACCUACGACACAAGACUCCCCGUCCUGCGGGAGACAAAAUCAGCCAUUGAAGUCGCAACUCCCGGUGGUGGCUCGGCUUACUUGUCCACCCAUGAUGCUUCCGUCUACAAGUCUGCCUCGGAUAUUCCUUAUCCGACGAGCCUUGACCUGAUCAACACAGCGAAACUGUUCCUUGGCCUUCCUUAUCUCUGGGGCGGUAUGUCAGGAUACGCCGUCGACUGCUCGGGAUUCACGCACACCCUCUACCAUUCGCAUGGCAUUGAUAUUGCUCGUGACGCUGACGCUCAAGCCGACUUCACUGGUCAUGGCACCCCUGUCGCGCAGGCGGAUUUGCAACCCGCGGAUCUCAUGUUCUACGCGAGCAACCUCAGUGAUGCAAGCACGAUUUAUCACGUUGCGAUGUAUAUCGGAAAUGGAGAAAUGGUCGAGGCAUAUGAUUCUGGCACUCCAGUGAGAAUCACGCCUGCUCGCUUCACCGACGAGUACUGGGGAGCAGAGCGGUUCUUGAAGCACCGAAAGAUCUGA